AUGGCCAUUUACACCGAUAAUGCCCCGUCUUUGGCGGGUAGCGCGAUAAUGUUAACUGUAUUGGCUUUACUGACCUAUGGCUUGCGAGUCUACUGCAGACUGACCCGCAAGUCAUGGGGCGUGGAAGAUUGGAUCAUGACCGUAGCAUUGAUACCAUUCGCCGUGCUAGUGGCAGGAUCUGUUGGAGGCGCUUUCAAUGGAAUUGGAAUUCGUAACUCGACCUUUGCAGAGCCUGGAAAUGAAAAGUACGAGGCACAGGGAAAGAAGUUCUUCCUGAUCUUUGAAGUUGGCUACUGCGCGGCCAUCAUUCCGAUCAAGCUCAGCAUCAGUUGGAUGUUGAUUCGAGUGGCAGGUGGCCGUAAAAUGUACCUCUACGUACAAUACGUUGUCAUUGCCAUAUUCGUGAUCAUGAACAUUAUCGCUUUGAUUUUCAUUCUGAUCAACUGCAUCCCUGUGGAAGCUGCUUGGAGCGAUGAAGCUCUCGCGAAUGGAGGCCACUGCCAACCAAGCUACGUCCUCGCCGAUGUGUACUAUGCGUGCACCGCUGUCAAUAUCCUUACCGAUUGGGUGACAGCUUUCCUACCGGUACCUCUACUUUGGAACGUGCAACUCAAUCGCAACACAAAAAUUUCCAUUAUUGCCUUGAUGGGCCUCGGUAUCUUUGCAUCGCUUUCAGCUUGUGUCCGACUCAAGUACACUGUCGCUCUCACCAAUCAGAACGAUUAUCUCUUCGCGGUCGCAGAUGUCGUUAUCUGGGGAUUCGCAGAGAACGGUAUCGGUAUGAUUGUCGGAAACGUGGCAACCCUCCGCCCGCUAUUCCGCAUCCUUCGCGAUGGCAGAAGUUCAGACUACAAGAGCUAUCAACAGACUCCCCGAUUCAAAAGCUCCCAUCGCAGCGAGGGGGCUAUCUUCUCCGGAAACUACGAGCUCAACGACCACGAGAAGAACCAUAUCACCACAACCUCCGUUGCAGACCACACAAGACGUGGUGGUAGUCUGAGCGACGGAGAUAGUCAGAAGGACAUUCUCGAGAACGGUCAACGACCUGGCCAAGCCGACAUUGUCGUAAGCCGACAGGUUGUCGUGGCCUAUGACUAA
Molecule: messenger RNA, 1098 nt
Organism: Penicillium pulvis
Lineage: Eukaryota; Fungi; Ascomycota; Eurotiomycetes; Eurotiales; Aspergillaceae
Exons: 6
Coding region: 1-1098 (365 amino acids)
Source: RefSeq, a predicted model, not a curated record